Messenger RNA from Blastocystis hominis, 948 nucleotides. RefSeq lists its product as hypothetical. The record is from RefSeq and is a predicted model, not a curated record. The coding region runs from base 1 to 948 and encodes 315 amino acids. NCBI's taxonomy places the organism in Eukaryota, Bigyra, Opalinata, Blastocystidae. The transcript is spliced from 2 exons.
AUGCAGCAGCGCCGAGCAGCUCUGCAAGCGGCAGCGGAGCAGAAAGCGAAGGAGAGAGCGGCGAUGGCAUCGAAAAGCGCGGAGAAAUCGCCGACGCCGUCGAAGUCGCGAAGUCGAGCGCACAGACAUCGUCGAGCGGAAGAACCGAGCGAGCCGGUGGACCAGGAGUGGCAGAUGACGAUGGAGGACGAGAAGGAAUUCACACGGCUGUAUUACGAGCUGGGCGACGUGGAUUUGGAGACGCUGCGCGCGGAAAUGGCGGAUUGGGGCGCGGACGACGCGUCGAUUGACGUGAUAUUGCACAUGGUGCCCAUUGAAAACGAAUCGAAGGUGAAAGGAGUCGAGUUCUGUGUGGCGAUGUUUCUUUGUAAGAAGGUCGUGAAUGGCCGACUGCUUCCUCAGGAACUCCCUGCCGUUCUGCAAGACCAAAUCGAUCGCUUCUACGAAUUUUCUUCUUCGUCUUCUUCUUCGUCUUCGUCUUCAGAGAGUGAAUCGUCGAGCGAUUAUAGCUCGCGAUCUGAGCGAGCGAGCGACUACAGCGAUUACAGCGAAUCGGCUUCGAGUGACUACAGCGAUUACAGUGAUUACAACGACUACAGCGAAUCUUCUUCUUCUUCUUCCUCCAGCGAGUCGGAUGGAUUGGGAAGUCCCAAACCCGCUCUCAUGGCCAACGCCUUCGCGCGCAAAGGCCGCACCACCACGUCCAUCGCCGAGAAAACGUCCUCGAAAGCCAAGAAAUCGCCGAAGGAGAAAUCGCCGAAGGAGAAAUCGCCGCAGAGCGCAGGACCUGCGAGACCCAGCUGGAAAAUGCCCGAAGAGACGCGGCGGAAACUGGAGACCGAGGUAUUCCCGCGGUAUGCGGGAGAGGCGAAGGAGAUGAGCGUGUCGACGCUGCGAGAGACGUUCCGAAACGCGGGAGUGAGCGACGAGACGGUGCAGCAAGUGUAG